This is a messenger RNA of Durusdinium trenchii, 450 nucleotides long. Lineage: Eukaryota; Dinophyceae; Suessiales; Symbiodiniaceae. The record is from the annotation of a GenBank genome assembly.
AUGCAGCCCGAUGUGUUGUUCAAGGAGCUCACGACGUUCUGGACGGAAACUCCGGCGAUUGGGGAAAGCCUUGGUUCUUCCUUGGACCGUUGCACCUUUGUCGAAGCCAUGGAAAUGGUUGAGGGCGAGCAUGCCAACCCAUUUAGCUUGCCCGAAGAGUUGGAAUGCUUCUGGCUGCAGCCGCCCCCGCCUGAACGCACGGAGCACGAGCGCCUGCAGGAGAAGAAGCUGCGCGUGCACGAAAAGUCCACGUGCUCUAGCAGCUAUGGGGCCAUCCGGAAGGUGCACGACCAUGAGCUGCCCAUGGCGCCAGUGUCCAAGUCGGUGAGCCUCGCGCUGGCCAACGCCAAGGCAAAGGUUCUUGAGGAGGAGCGGCCUCCCCCCCACCUUCCUCACGACGGUGGCCACCAAGCCAGCUGUGGGCUUGGUGGAGCCGCUGCACAAGAGUGA